GCUUCCGGGCUCUCAUCAUGGGGGACUAAGGAGCAGCGCUGGCCGCCCGCAUCCUCCCCUCCCGGCCCUCGCCCGCCAGCCCCCGGCUUCGCCGCCGGCCCCCGCCCCGUCCACCCUCGGCCCAGUCUCUGCGAAGUGGCGCCAGCCUCCCCGGGGAGCGGCCGGGGGAGGCGCCGGGUUCAUGUUCCGGGUCGCUGAACCUACCCCGACCCGAGCUCAGGCGGCGAGAAAGAGCUGGCAUUUCAGUAGGACUAUGGAGGAGCUGGUUCACGAUCUCGUUUCAGCACUGGAAGAAAGUUCAGAGCAAGCCAGAGGAGGUUUUGCUGAUACUGGAGAUCAUUCUCGAAGUGUGUCUUGUCUUUUAAAGCGACAGGCAAGGAAAAGGAGGGGACGAAAAAGACGUUCGUUUACCACACAUCAUCCCUGGGAGACUGGUCACUGCUUAAGUGAAGGUUCUGAUUCCAGUUUAGAAGAAUCAAACAAAGACUACAGGGAGAAUCAUGCUAAUAAGAAAGACCACAGUGACUCUGAUGACCAGUUGUUGGUUGCUAAACGUAGACCUUCCUCAAACUUAAAUAAUAUUAGAGGCAAAAGGCCUCUGUGGCAUGAACCAGAUUUGGCUGUUGACAGUUUGGGAAACAGAACUUUGCGCAGGAGAAGAAAGGUAAAACGGAUGGCAAUAGAUCUGCCAUCAGAAGUCUCUAAUGCGCUGACAAUAACUCAACAGCAGGAUAACAGCAGAGAUCAAGAAAUGGACAAUAACAAUAAAUCAUACCAACACCAAGAGUUUUCCAAGAGCAAAGUGAAAAAAAGAAAAGUAGCUGCAGUUCGACAAGGACCAGAAGUCUUGGAUGAAGGGGUAGUUAUAGAAAAUGAAGAAGUGAACCAAGCAAAUAAGGACAAAAUGGAGUACGAGGAGCAAAAAGGCUCAGAUGAGAACAUGAGUGACAGUGAAUCCAGCAGUCUGAGCAGCAGUGAUGCUGGUUUGUUUACCAAUGAUGAGGGAAGACAAGGUGAUGAUGAGCAGAGUGAUUGGUUUCAUGAAAAUGAGUCUGGUGGAGCAUGUGGAAUUACGGGGGUCAUUCCAUGGUGGGAACAAGAAGACUCUACAGAACUGGAGAGAGAAUUGCCUGAUCCAGUCUUUGAAAGUAUCUUAACUGGUACUUUCCCUCUUAUGUCUCGGUCAGGGAGGAGAGGUUUCCAGAGUAGAUUUAGCCAUCUUCAUGGAAUGCCAGCAAGAAACAUAAAAAAGGCUUCAGGAAACCAGAACGCAUUGAUAACUCCAGGACCAGGUGGUAGCAGGAAAACGGUUCACUUGUCCCAGGAUUCUCUUCACCAUGAUCACUGGUUUAGCCCUGGGGCUAGGAAGGAACAUAGCCAGCUUCAACUCUUGCGAGACAACCGAUCGGAGAGAGGACACAAGAAGAACAGCUCUGUAAAAACAGCUAGCAGGAGACAUUCAGGAAAGCAGACUCUGGAAGUAGUACAAGAAGAGUUAUGUAAAGGAAGUAUGUCAGAUGCUACUAAAUGGUGGCAAACCAGUGUACAUUUAGGAUCAUUGUGCAUGGGAGACAUCAAACGGAGAAGGAAAGCUGCUCCCCUGCCAGGACCCACAGGGUUUGUAGGUGAAAACACCCAACCAAUCCCAGAAAACAACAUUGGAAACAGAAUGCUUCAGAGUAUGGGCUGGACCCCUGGCACGGGCCUUGGACCGGACGGCAAAGGAAUAGCAGAGCCAAUACGAGCCGUCCAGAGACCAAAAGGACUCGGACUUGGAUUUAGCUGACAGAAAUGCACUCUGGCAGCCUGAUAAAAAUAAAGCUCAAAAUUAAUUUAACAAGACAAGAAAAAAGAAAAAAAAAUAAAAGCAAACAUAUUAUUUGUUGUGAUCAGCAAAUCCAGUUAUUCUUCUCUUAAAGAUCAUUGAAGUCAAUGUGCUUCACAUUAGCUACACCAGCUGCAAGGUACAGCCACAGUGACAGAACUGGCAGUCAAGUCUAACUUUAUAAUGGUGCUAAAAUAUACAAAAACUUCUACUUUUUUAUUUUCUGUGGUCUUAAAGUUUGUAUUAAGCAUAAAAUUCAGUAUAUUCACUUUUUUUCAUAAAAGCUUCUGACACAGCAGGUUUUAGUAUAUAAGCAAAUUUUUUUUGUAACUAUAAUUUCAUCUCCAAAGUCUUGAUAAGAUUUGUUGAAGGAAAAUAGAACUUUUUACAGCUAUUGUGUUUUCCCCCUUUUCAGGCAAAGUUUCCAAACCUGGUAUUUCUAGUGUUAACAAUAUUUGUGGAUAAGCUGUCAUUUUGCCCAUAAGAUAGACACGUUUCCCACUGGAAGGUGAUAUGGUAUGCAAUUUUGUAUGAGAGCAUGAAAAAUGGCUUUGUUGUCAUAGGAAUGCCAUUCCAACACCAUUAUUUGGCAAUGUAUCACUGUCUUCCACGUUCAAGCUCAAAAGUAAAGCUUUUGUAUUUGUUUUUACAUUUACAGGAUUAUCUUUUUUCAGUAAAUAUUUUAAAAAGUUAAAGUUUAUUCUGACUUUGGAUUUCCCUUUAUAUUAAUAAUCCUCACUGUUUCCACACUUAAGAAUAGUUUGAGCUUUGAACCAGGAAAUUGUAUUUUAAAGAUGACUGUUUCAGUGUUUAUACUCUGGGGUUUGGCAUAUUUUAAACAAUGCAGUGUUCAACAUCGUGUUAACAUUUGGUUUGUGAUCGUGCUGGUGCCAAUGAGCCACAACCUUUAAGGAUCAUGAACAGAAAAAGGGCAAGGAGAAGGAUUAGGGUGGAGGAAAGGAAGGAAAAAGAUACUCUGACAUCUCGCAAAUCUAAGGUAGCAAUUUAAAAUCAAGAGGGAUCAUUAAGUGUUUUAAUCAGUAUCCUAAUGUAUCUAAUGUCAGCAGAAGCAAUUUCAUUAAGCCCGAACCAAUCAAGUUCCUAGGGUACUUAUUGGUCUGCAGUAUAAAACAAAUUCCACUUUAAAAUUAAAUGAUAGGGCUGAAGGAAACUGUUGUUCCGAUGGAGUAAAGGGAAAAUCCUGCCCUCCUCCCCGCCCACCCCUGUAGUAGCUGGCAAUAUUUACCCUGGCUGCAGAGGGAACAGGAUUUGAUUCUCCAGUCUUUUUUUUCUUCAAGAGGAGGAUGUCUCCCAUCCUCUGAUACCAAACUGCAGAGAAAAAUACUUCCUUGCAGAUGCUUGCAAAGAUAUUUCCUUAGAAUAAAAAGAGCACAGCUUCCUUCAUGUGACCGUGAAAUAUAGUCAUGAAUUUUAAGAAGUAUUUUUAUUAUUUUUCUUUUCCUCUCUCAACUUCACCCAUUUUUCCAGAAAAAUAAUACGAGGAAAAGAAGAAGUAGCAGCAUUAUAGCAUUGAAUUUGCUUAAAAGAAAUGUUCAUGCUUCCCACUAUGAGUACUGUCGGUUUGGGAACAUUGUUUCACCAUACACGUAGUGUAGAAUAAAAGGUUAGUACCUGAUAUUGUUUUUAAUGAUAGCUGAAUGCACAUGUUCUCUGAGUUUCAGGAGAACUAUUUAUUGCUGUUUAAAUACUUUAUAUGAUUGUGUGGGUUUGCUUUUUAAAAUGAUAAGAAAUUUUAAACAGACUUGGGAUUUAUAAUCAAUACAUAUACUUUUUAUUGGAAGGUUUGGGGGCAUAGCAUAAUGUGAGUUUGCCACUUCAAAUAUCUCUUGCACAACUAAACUGAGUUAAAUACAUUCCAUAUCCAAAGAAUUUCAGGGCCACAUAAUUGCAAAGGGCUGAGAGCCUGGAAUUCUGCAGCUAGCAGAGGUGCCCACUUGUAUCAGUGUUAUUUACAAUAAUGAACUUGUGGCAUGCUCCCAUUCUUUCAAUGCAAUGUGCUACUGAGAGCAAGUGAAUUCUAAAGACCUCUUUGUAUUUUACACCACAAUCAAAAAAUCCUUAAAAUAAUUUUAAACAUGAGAAUUGUGAAAGGGAAUCUUUAAGUUCUGAUUGUUCUAGCUCUAUUUGCAAAACUGUAAAGGAAUAUUCAUUCUUGGUUAAAAUUCCAUUGUUUUGCUUUCGUUACAAUGUAUCUUGGUCUGGAAAUUCUAAGUAUGGCACAUAUAACACUUGUUUGAAAUAUUUCUGUGCAAUUUACUGUAGUAGUAGUUUCUCAAGAAGUCAGUCUGCAGCUCCAAAAGUACUUGAAAAUGUUUCCUGUUCUAAAAAGAUAAGAGGGAAAUAAUGGAUACAUGUUGAGAGAAAACCUCUUUAGCCCGUUCAACUCCUUAUUCAUCCAUUAAUACAGAUACAGUGAAACAGCCAACCUAGUAAACAACCGUAAUGGAAGAACUAUUUAGUCUGCUUGGAAAUCUUAGAACUUUUUGGUUUAAAUCAGUCUAUUAGUGAGAAACUAUUAGACAUUAAGAUUAGUCAAAUUGAUUUUGAUAUAGAGAUAGAUACACUUUGUCUGUUUUCCAGCAGGUAUUCUCACAGAUGCCACAGCUGACAGUCAACUUUAUCUGUUAGAAGCUGUAGAACAAAAUGAUUUAUUAAAAUUUUUUAAUGUAGUGUUUUGAGAUAUUUUUUUGUUGUGGUAAAACUCCCAUUCUGACUCACACUAUCAUUUCAUUUCUGUUUUUCCACAUCUCACAGGAGUGGUUUUAAAGAUACUCCAGUAGUGUGAUUUUGCACAGUUAAAAGUAGUGUUAAGAAACAAAACAAAAAUGAAUUGUACUUUUUCUCUUUUAAGCCAUUGCAAUGUUAGUUGGCUUUGAAACAGGUCAAAGUACUUUGAUUUAUUGGUGGUAUUUUUUCUUCAGGUCUUUCCCAUACCUAACUUGCAAUCAUACUGUGAUACCUGCUAUAAGGUUGGCUCACGUUACUUUAAAAUACAUAUACAAGUAUUUUCAGAUAAUAAUUCUUAAUGGCUGUGACACUGAGGGGUUUUUUUUGCCUACAUAGAUAAAUACAGGAUCAUCUUGUAUCUAAAAGUUACCAUCCAUUACUUGCCAGAUUCUUUCCAUUUAGGUGUUUGAUUAAUCAGUAGCUCAGCUGUUAUCAGAAUAUUCUUCCUCUGCAGAAUGUUUAGUGAAGAGAAGAGACAUUAUGUAUUAUCAGCGUUGCGUUUUGCUACAUGUUCCAUGGUGUCUCAAAGUUCUGUGAAUUGAGCCAUUAACUGUUAAUAAAAGAAACCCAUGAGCAGUAUCUUAUUUUUAAAUAAAUACUUGUCAAAGUCAGAGAAGCGUUAUCGAUAUGCUCAUUCUAACAAGUUUGUCCCUGCAUUUGUCUUUCUGCAAUUAGGUCAAUAAUGGGUGUAGAAUGGCAGUAAAUAGCUAAAUAAUAUGUAUAGAAUG
Messenger RNA from Haliaeetus leucocephalus (bald eagle), 5301 nucleotides. It is a transcript of the gene GPATCH2, whose product is annotated as G patch domain containing 2. The record is from RefSeq and is a predicted model, not a curated record. Bases 182 to 1786 code for a protein of 534 amino acids. Lineage: Eukaryota; Metazoa; Chordata; Aves; Accipitriformes; Accipitridae. Gene Ontology annotation, molecular function: nucleic acid binding. The transcript is spliced from 11 exons.